Paramormyrops kingsleyae is the source of this 3156-nucleotide messenger RNA. Lineage: Eukaryota; Metazoa; Chordata; Actinopteri; Osteoglossiformes; Mormyridae. The record is from RefSeq and is a predicted model, not a curated record.
AGAGAACUUGUCAAAUUGAUACAUAGUUAACAACAAAUGUACAAGAUACGAAUCAGUACACAAGGAUAUAACAAAAAGCAAUUAAUAAAAAGGACACAACCAGGUUUGCGUCCUGCGAUUUGCCGUGCCUGGCGUACUUCCUACAACAAACAUCCAGACCUGGAACUACAUGUCUGCGCACGCGCAGGACGCCGUUACUUGCUCUGUGGAAUAUCCACCUCUUACUAUUUAGUUGUCAUAUUCCUGCGGGUUAUGUUAUGUUAUGUGAUCCCAAAUCAGACAGCUAUGGCUGCUGAAGUUAAAAAUCCGAUGGACAUCGGUGAUCAUGAGUCCGGGGACAGCAGCUCAGAUCGCAUCCGAAACUGUCACAAGCAGGCAUUUGAGUACAUAUCUCUGGCCCUGAAGAUUGACGAAGAUGACAAAGGUCAGAAAGAGCAGGCUGUCAAGUGGUACCAGAAGGGCAUUUUGGAGCUGCAGAAAGGAAUAGCAAUUAAGAUCACUGGGGAAGGUGAGCACCGUGACCGGAUUAGGCGUAUCCAAGACAAAAUGACCACAAAUCUCUCAAUGGCCAAGGAGCGGUUGCAGCUUUUAGAGAGUCGACUGGCUUCCAGGAAAACCAUUUUGCCAGCCCGGCCCAGCCUUCCCAUGCCUCAGUCAAAGCCAGUCCCUGGAAGUUCCAGAAUUGCUGGUGGGCCGUCCUCUUCCCAGCCUAGCCGGCCAGUAGCUCGCGUGUGUAGUGCCAAGGGCCCAGUCAGAGCUGGAAAUCAACCCAACAGUAAGCCGGCAGCUCCCACACCAGCCAAGAAGAGAACCAUGAAGAACUUCAAGAAUGUGGACAGCAGGCUGGCCAACCUCAUCCUCAAUGAGAUUGUGGACAGUGGGUCAAGUGUGCAUUUUGAGGACGUCGCUGGACAGGAACUUGCCAAGCAAGCGCUACAGGAGAUUGUUAUUCUCCCUGCCCUGCGACCAGAGCUGUUCACUGGCCUAAGGGCCCCAGCACGGGGCCUGCUUCUGUUCGGCCCCCCUGGGAAUGGCAAGACAAUGCUGGCUAAGGCUGUUGCCAUGGAAUCCAAUGCAACCUUUUUCAAUAUAAGUGCUGCGAGCCUCACUUCUAAAUAUGUUGGUGAAGGAGAGAAGCUAGUCCGGGCGCUCUUCUCUGUCGCCAGGGAACUGCAGCCUUCCAUCAUCUUCAUCGAUGAAAUCGACAGCCUGCUGUGUGAGAGGAGGGAAGGGGAGAACGAUGCCAGCCGACGACUGAAGACCGAGUUCCUGAUUGAGUUUGGGGGGGGGGUCCAGUCAGGAGCCGAGGACAGGGUGCUGGUGAUGGGCGCCACCAACAGGCCCCAGGAGCUGGACGAGGCUGUUCUCCGACGCUUCGCAAAAAGGGUGUAUGUGGCGCUACCCACAGAAGAGACUCGCUUCAGACUGCUGAAGAAUCUGCUCACGAAGCAGGGGAGCCCCCUCAACCAGAAUGAGCUGACGCAGCUCGCCAGAAUGACAGAAGGCUACUCAGGAAGUGACCUGACCGCUCUGGCUAAGGACGCAGCUCUUGGGCCAAUCAGGGAACUCCAUCCGGAACAAGUAAAAAACAUGGCAGCCAAUGAGAUGCGAAACAUCACAUUCCGUGACUUUGUGGAUUCGCUGAAGAAGAUCAAGCACAGCGUCAGCCCACAGACCCUUGACAUGUACAAGCGCUGGAACAAGGAGUACGGGGACACCACUGCUGUGUGAAACACCGCCCUCUCCUGGCUCGGAGGUGAAAGACGGCCAGGAACAAGGGAGGAGACAAUGAAAUGGGAGCAAUCUGUCUUUGGAGCUUGAAGGAAUCUGAGCAUUAACCCAGUAACCAAGCAAUACAAAAGGAUACCUCUCUGUGCCUUGCGACUGUCCUGAAGAUGACCAGAGACCAUAUUUAAAUAUAGUAAAUAUUUAAAUUUAAAUUCUGUGAAAACAACUUUAAAUAACUUAAAAAAAAAAACAUUAGACUGAGAGCGGCAGCGUUUGAUGUCAGAAGCACACAUUUAACACUCAGCCAUAAACAUACGUGUGCCUUAAGAGUGAAGAGGACCUUUUUCCCCAAAAAGAUUUUCUUACGGGGAUGAUGGCUGACUGUUUUUCCGUGAACUUUUAAUACUCACCAGAAGGAAGCUUUCGAAUGGCUUGGGAGGUGUUUCUUGUCUACGACUAAAACAGCAGCUCCACUCCAAUUUUUCUAAUUCCUGUCGUGGCUCAAUAAGGCUUUUUACUGCUAAAGGAAACGCGGUUUUAUAGGAGUCCUUCUCCCAGAUUCCGGAACAUCAGCGUUACCAUCUUUCCCCCAUUUUUUUUUUCAAUGUUGUGCUGCUUUACGGAUUUGUUAUGUAUUUUUCAUUUUUGUUUAUAAAAUUUCAUUUGCUGGAUAACUCAAGGUUUGGGGGGAACAAAAAACAGAGCUGUGUUUAUUUUGAUUUGUUUUAAGGUUAUUCUAGGGUAUACAUUAGGGUUUGUAUAUCAUUAUGGUUUGUCACAGCAUGCCUAAAAAGAACAUUCUCUUAGAAUGUGUAAUUAAAAGAAGGCCUUGAGUAUAUGAUUUUGAUUAACAAUGAAUAAGGAGUGUGUCAAAGUGUUUUUUUUCAUGGGGUGACAAUAUAAUAAAACAAAAACAAAAAGUAAUUUAAGAAUGCUGUAAAAUAAAUGCACAAUUGCAUAACCCCAUUAAGUCUAAUAUAAUCCUGAUGAAUUUCAUUUCUGUAUGUUUACCUACAUUAAACAAAAUGAACGUGCAGUAGCGCAUGUCCUCAGGAAGGGGGCAUCAUGCCCCUGUGUUUCUCAGCCACAAACUUCUGUCCUGCUUUGGUUUGAAUCUGGAAGCGUGGCAUUAAAAAUGGGAGUGAUGUGGCUUGUUGCUCCUGAUUAAGGUCCAUAGGCUGCUGGUUAACUGCCUCAUGAAGAGGAACUGGUAACAUUCUGGACUGCCACCUGGACGAUUGUAUAGCAAACGCUGGUCGCUGAUCUUCCUUAGGAUAUGAGUUCGGCUGGUAUCACUGAGCUGCAGCCGGUGUUCCUCCGGCCGACGUCUCACAGCCUAUGGAAUAUUGAGAAUAAUAAUUUCUCAUAAGCCACAGAAAUUGAAAUUUGUAGCUAAAGAUUUCUAAGCAAAUAAAUUGUUUAAUGACA